This is a messenger RNA of Acipenser ruthenus (sterlet), 825 nucleotides long. RefSeq names its product hepatic lectin-like. The record is from RefSeq and is a predicted model, not a curated record. NCBI's taxonomy places the organism in Eukaryota, Metazoa, Chordata, Actinopteri, Acipenseriformes, Acipenseridae. Bases 1 to 804 code for a protein of 267 amino acids. The transcript is spliced from 7 exons.
AUGAGUACCUGCACUUUUCUGUUGAGAAUUUUACCCCUGGGAAGGGAAGACGAUGUCACCUAUGCUACAGUGAAGUUUGCAGAAGCUCCAAGCUCCCAGCAGCAGACAGACCCCAGCCGCACAGCGGACCCCACCCCGCCUGUGAGUGCUGCUGGCAAAGCCUCUUCAUACAGACAGCCUGCACUGGUCUUCCUCAUCCUGUGCUGUCUCUUACUGGCUGCCAUCAUCUCCCUCGCUGUCUAUCUUUUCAGAGCUAAAGACACUGAGAAAUACACCAGCCCGUCCACAAAUGAUUCAUCAUUACUGAAUCAGCUGCAGCACAAUAACAGGCUCAGUGAAACUCAUUCUGAGCUGCAGAAGCGGGGUUGUUCUUCAGAGAAGUGGAUGCAGUUCAAUGGAAAGUGCUACUACUUCUCAACUGAUACAAUGAACUGGCACUCCAGCCGGGCUAGCUGUGUGUCAAUGGGAGCAGACCUGGUGAUUAUAGAGAGCGAGGCAGAGCAGAGAUUCUUAUUGAAUGCAGCUAAAGCCCAGACUGCAGGGAAUCGCUACUGGAUUGGCCUGACUGAUGCUGUUACUGAAGGAGCCUGGCUCUGGGUGGACGGCACUCCUCUCAAUGACAAGGCAAAAUACUGGUACCGUAAUGAGCCUGAUGACUGGAAGGGAGAUGAGGACUCGUCCGGGCAGGAUUGUGCAGAACUUAUGUCCAUGUCAGAUACCCUCAAAGCCUGGUCUGAUCAAUCGUGCACACAGCAACCCAAUAGAUGGAUUUGUGAAACCAUGGCAGUGAUAAUCAAUAUAUAAAACCAAUGUGGGUCUGUUUCA